This is a messenger RNA of Ramularia collo-cygni, 594 nucleotides long. RefSeq lists its product as uncharacterized. The record is from RefSeq and is a predicted model, not a curated record. The transcript has a single exon. Bases 1 to 594 code for a protein of 197 amino acids. NCBI's taxonomy places the organism in Eukaryota, Fungi, Ascomycota, Dothideomycetes, Mycosphaerellales, Mycosphaerellaceae.
AUGCUUCCCGCCCUGCCCACCGAAAUAUGGCAGAAAAUCAUUCAAAUCGCUGCACUCACAUCUGAUCCCGACAGACCCAACUCGUGGCUGCACACCUACCUCACCCUCCGUCAAGUUUCAAAUUUUUUUCGAGCAAACACAGCUCGAACAUAUCUGGACACCUUUCUAGCAUAUCGGGACCGAUGUAUCAUAGAUUCCUUAAGCGCAAAACUCGAAAUACUGGCUGUCACCAAUCAUACCGUCCUGGAAAUGAGAUUCCACAGCAGAGAUCCAAACGACGAAGCCAGAGUCAUCUUCAAAGCGUCAACGGAGCUGAAUGAUGGUCCAGCCAUGUAUGAGGAAUGGAAGGCCAAGAUGGAAGCGUUUGCGGAGAAGCCCGACCUCACGCUAUACAUCAUCUCCAUCUAUGGCUGUUCGCUGGAUAUUCAGCUUCCAGGUCUGCGGUAUGAUUUGGAGGAGCGGGAAAUGAGUUUCGAAUGGGAAGAUAUGCUGCACCAAUUCAUUUUGCAAUGUGUGGAGGUCAGUCGUAGAAUGCUGGCCAUUGGCGCAUUUGAAGAGAAACGGCCUGGUGAUCUAUGGGCAUCAUGUUGUUGA